Molecule: messenger RNA, 6549 nt
Organism: Sapajus apella (tufted capuchin)
Lineage: Eukaryota; Metazoa; Chordata; Mammalia; Primates; Cebidae
Gene: MAST3
Product: microtubule associated serine/threonine kinase 3
Exons: 21
Coding region: 854-4651 (1265 amino acids)
Biological process (GO): peptidyl-serine phosphorylation; intracellular signal transduction
Molecular function (GO): protein binding; magnesium ion binding; ATP binding
Source: RefSeq, a predicted model, not a curated record
CAGCCUGGGCAACAAGAGCAAAAUUCUGUCUCAAAAAAAAAUCAUCUCUUUAGCUAUGAAGCCUGGGCUCCAGUAUUGGGUCUGGACUGGGUCCCAAAGUGUCCUGUGGUCCAGGAAGGGGCAUCCCUCUUGAUGACACUGCCUGUGACGUCCCUGGACUGUCAUGACAGGAGGAAGCAUUCAUUCAGUGCUUACUUUGGGAGACACUUCUGCUUCCAUAGUGGCUUCCACAGUGAACACAUAUUGUGUCCUCAGCCCAGUACCAGGCUCUGUGUCUCAGAGUUUAUUCUGUUUUCAGCAUGGGGGAUGUUGUACAUGGGGAAAUAGAGGCCUGGAAGUUAGCCUGAUGCUAUCGAUUAUAGAGACAAAUGAUAUACAGAUAUAGGGCAUGUACCAGCUGCCCUUGGAAGUGCCCGCUUGCAUCUGAUUUGUGUAAUCCUCAUGUCAGCCCAGUUUUCCUCCCUUUUCACAGUUCAGACAGGCUGCAAUUGAAUCAGGGGGCCGAUUCCUGACUGAGGCAGGGCUGAUGGCCUUUCCCGCCACACAGAGGCUGAGCAUGUCAGACGCCCCGACUCAAUUUGCCAAACACACCCUGGGUGCCAGUCCGGUGCUGGGAACUGCUGGGACCCCAAGGAGCCCCCCAACCUGGGGAAGACAGAGCCGGCCAGACACGAAAGAGGGUUUUUCAGAGGAAGGGACGCUGUCUUGCCAAGCUAGAUUCCCAGUAGUGGGAUCAGGGUGGGCGUGGUAGCAUGAGCCGGGCCAGGACGCUGGGUGGGUCUUGGGAGCCGCACUGAGAAGGGGUCAGUGCCCCGGGAGAGAGGAAAAGGAGGGAGGGAGUGAUUAGAUUAACAUGUUGGCAGAAAGGAGCCAAAAGCCUUGUCCCUGGCUCAAAAGCUGCCAACGCCCCGCCCCCGCCGCCCGCGGUCGUAGCAACGCCCCGCCUCUGCCGCCCGCGGCCCUAGCAACGCUCCGCCUCUCCGCCCGCGGCCCUGGCAGCGCCCCGCCCACUCGCCCGCUCGGGGUCCGCCGGCCUCGCUUCCGCGUCGCUCGCUCCGCCUCCCGUCAGGCCCCGCCCCCAGCAGGCCCCGCCCCCGCACUCGCCUGGGCGGAGUUCCCGUCCGCGCUCGGGGGCGCGCGCUUCCUUCUCGCCGCCCCCCUAACCCCGCAGCCCAGCGCGCCCCCAACCCUGCCUGGCUCCGCGGGGCUCCCGGGGCCGAUCCCGCCGCCGAGGUUCGCGCCCCGCCGCCGCCGGCUGCGCCCCCGCGCCUUCCCGGCCUCGGGCGGCGGCGGCGGCACAAAGGGAAGCAGCAUGUCCGACCCCAGCUACUGGACGGCGGUGGCGGCUCCCGGCCAUCGCAGCCGCCUGGCCAAGGGCGCGCUGCUGCAGCGCUCCAAGAGCUGCCGCAGUGGGAACCGCAAGAGCUUGGUGGUAGGAACGCCCUCCCCGACACUCUCCCGGCCCCUGUCGCCACUGUCGGUCCCAACGGCAGGCAGCAGCCCCUUGGAUAGUCCUCGGAACUUCUCGGCUGCCUCUGCCCUCAACUUCCCCUUUGCCCGGAGGGCAGACGGCAGAAGAUGGUCCCUCGCGUCCCUCCCAUCUUCCGGCUAUGGAACCAACACACCCAGCUCCACCCUCUCGUCAAGCUCAUCCUCCCGGGAACGUCUCCACCAGCUUCCCUUCCAGCCGACGCCGGACGAGCUGCAUUUCCUGUCCAAGCACUUCCGCAGCUCAGAGAAUGUGCUUGAUGAGGAAGGCGGCCGGUCACCCCGCCUCCGCCCCCGCUCCCGCAGUCUCAGCCCGGGCCGCGCGACAGGGACCUUCGACAAUGAGAUCGUCAUGAUGAAUCACGUGUACCGGGAGAGGUUCCCCAAGGCCACAGCGCAGAUGGAGGGCCGUCUGCAGGAGUUCCUGACGGCCUACGCGCCCGGCGCCCGGCUGGCGCUGGCUGAUGGCGUCCUGGGCUUCAUCCACCACCAGAUCGUCGAGCUGGCCCGAGACUGCCUGGCCAAGUCUGGCGAGAACCUUGUCACCUCCCGCUACUUCCUAGAGAUGCAGGACAAGCUGGAGCGGCUUCUGCAGGAUGCCCACGAGCGCUCAGACAGUGAGGAGGUCAGUUUCAUCGUCCAGCUUGUCCGGAAACUGCUGAUCAUCAUCUCACGGCCGGCUCGGCUGCUGGAGUGUCUGGAGUUUGACCCGGAGGAGUUUUACCACCUGCUGGAGGCGGCCGAGGGCCAUGCUCGGGAGGGCCAAGGCAUCAAGACUGACCUUCCACAGUACAUCAUCGGGCAACUGGGCCUGGCCAAGGACCCCCUGGAGGAGAUGGUGCCACUGAGUCACCUCGAAGAAGAACAGCCCCCAGCACCUGAGUCCCCGGAGAGCCGCACCCUGGUCGGGCAGUCACGGAGGAAGCCAUGCGAGAGCGACUUUGAGACCAUCAAACUCAUUAGCAACGGAGCCUAUGGGGCUGUCUACCUGGUGCGGCACCGUGACACGCGGCAGCGCUUUGCCAUCAAGAAGAUCAACAAACAGAACUUGAUGCUGCGUAACCAGAUCCAGCAGGUCUUUGUGGAGCGCGACAUCCUCACCUUUGCCGAGAACCCCUUUGUGGUCAGCAUGUUCUGCUCCUUUGAGACCCGGCGCCACCUGUGUAUGGUCAUGGAAUACGUGGAAGGCGGUGACUGCGCCACGCUCUUGAAGAACAUGGGCCCGCUGCCCGUGGACAUGGCCCGCAUGUACUUUGCCGAGACCGUGUUGGCGCUCGAGUACCUGCACAACUACGGCAUCGUGCACCGUGACCUCAAACCAGACAAGACAUUCUGCUUACCAUUCUUUUUUCUUGCCUCCCAGGUCUACAGCAGCUCUGAGUUCCUGGCUGUCCAGCCCACUCCUACCUUUGCUGAAAGGAGCUUCAGUGAAGACCGGGAGGAGGGGUGGGAGCGAAGCGAGGUGGACUAUGGCCGCCGGCUGAGUGCUGACAUCCGGCUGAGGUCCUGGACGUCCUCGGGAUCCUCGGGUCAAUCAUCUUCAUCCCAGCCCGAGCGGGGUCCCAGCCCCUCUCUCCUGAAUACCAUCAGCUUGGACACGAUGCCCAAGUUUGCCUUCUCAUCAGAGGAUGAAGGGGCAGGCCCAGGCCCUGCAGGCCCCAAGAGGCCUGUCUUCAUUCUAGGGGAGCCUGACCCACCCCCAGCAGCCACCCCAGUGAUGCCCAAACCAUCGAGCCUUUCUGCCGACACAGCUGCCCUCAGCCAUGCCCGUCUACGGAGCAACAGCAUCGGCGCCAGACACUCCACGCCGAGGCCUCUGGAUGCCGGCCGGGGCCGCCGCCUUGGGGCCUCGAGAGAGCCAGCCCCUGAGAAGUCCCGAGCCUCCUCCGGCGGCGGCAGUGGCGGGGGCCGUGUGCCCAAGUCGGCCUCUGUCUCUGCCCUGUCCCUCAUCAUCACGGCAGAUGACGGCAGCGGUGGCCCCCUCAUGAGCCCCCUGUCCCCACGCUCUCUGUCCUCAAACCCGUCGUCCCGCGACUCCUCGCCGAGCCGAGACCCGUCCCCCGUGUGUGGCAGCCUCCGGCCCCCCAUCGUCAUCCACAGCUCCGGCAAGAAGUACGGCUUCAGCCUGCGGGCCAUCCGCGUCUACAUGGGCGACAGUGACGUCUACACCGUGCACCACGUGGUCUGGAGUGUGGAGGAUGGAAGCCCCGCCCACGAGGCGGGCCUGCGAGCCGGGGACCUCAUCACCCACAUCAAUGGGGAGUCGGUGCUGGGGCUGGUGCACAUGGACGUCGUGGAGCUGCUGCUGAAGAGCGCCAACAAGAUAUCCCUGCGGACCACUGCCCUAGAGAACACGUCCAUCAAGGUGGGCCCCGCCCGGAAGAACGUGGCCAAGGGCCGCAUGGCGCGCAGGAGCAAGCGGAGCCGGCGGCGGGAGACCCAGGACCGGCGGAAGUCACUCUUCAAGAAGAUCUCCAAGCAGACGUCCGUGCUGCACACCAGCCGCAGCUUCUCCUCUGGGCUCCACCACUCACUGUCAUCCAGCGAGAGCCUCCCCGGCUCGCCCACCCACAGCCUCUCCCCCAGCCCCACCACUCCCUGCCGCAGUCCAGCCCCUGAGGUCCCAGCAGACACCACCGCGUCCCCACCCAGCGUCUCCCCGAGCUCCAGCAGCCCUGCCUCCCCAGCUGCUGCCGGCCACACCCGCCCCAGCUCCCUGCACGGCCUGGCCGCCAAGCUGGGGCCACCCCGCCCCAAGACUGGCCGCCGCAAGUCCACGAGCAGCAUCCCGCCCUCCCCGCUGGCCUGCCCGCCCAUCUCCGCGCCCCCGCCGCGCUCGCCCUCGCCCCUGCCAGGGCACCCGCCCGCGCCUGCCCGAUCCCCGCGGCUGCGCCGGGGCCAGUCCGCUGACAAGCUGGGCACAGGGGAGCGGCUGGAUGGGGAGGGGCGGCGCGGCCGCGGGCCGGAGGCCGAGCUCGUGGUGAUGCGGCGGCUGCACCUGUCCGAGCGCCGAGACUCCUUCAAGAAGCAGGAGGCCGUGCAGGAGGUUAGCUUUGAUGACCCGCAGGAGGAGGCCACUGCGCUGCCCGCCCCGGUGCCACAGAUCGCCGUGGAGGGCGAGGAGGCCGUGCCAGUAGCUCUCGGGCCCACUGGGAGAGACUGACCCCCCUGCCUGGUCUCUCCCUGGCCUCAAAGUCACGCGUUUUUUUGUGCAAUGUUUUUUUUUCCGUAAAGUCAUGCCUGGAUGGAGCCUGAGCCACCAGUCUGACACCCGGAAGGCGAGAAGCCAUCUCGGUCCUUGCUGGAAGGUGGAGACACGCUUCCCUUGUGUUCUGGUGUCAAUCAGGGGGCCGGACGGGGCAGGAAUGGGGGACAAGGGUGGCUUUGUAAAUAGCAGCAAAUCCCUGCAACUAAUUUAUUAUUUUUUUUUUUUUUUGAGACUGGGUCUCACUCUCACCCAGGCUGGAGUGCAGUGGCGCGAUCUCGGCUCACUGCAACCUCCGCCUCCCAGGUUCAAGAGAUUCUCCUGCCUCAGUCUCCUGAGUAGCUGAGAUUACAGGCACGUGCCACCAUGCCAGGCUAAUUUUUUUGUAUUUUUAGUAGAGGCGGGUUUUCACCAUGCUGGCCAGGCUGCUCUCGAACUCCUGACCUCGUGAUUCGCCUGCCGCGGCCUCCAGAAGUGCUGGGAUUACAGGUGUGAGCCACCGCGCCUGGCCUAAUUUAUUACUUUUUAUAAGCGAUAUCGGACUGAGCCACCCCUUGAAGGCGGCUGCCAGGUCUUGCCCCAGACACCUGGGACCCUGUUUGCAGGCCCUGCCCGCUGGGCUGAGAAGGAAGCACUUUGGACAAGUCAUCUGUGUUUGUGUUUUCUAGUUUUUCUGUAGUUUUUACGUAUUUUGUGUUACCAAGUCUCACUCCCCUCCCAAGACCCACCCGUUGAGGGGAUGGAGCCGAGCUCACCUGUACGGGUCCGUAAACGAUUCCCCUCACCCACAAAACAGUGUAAUCCCAACGAUGGACUGGACUCUGAAGGCCACUUCCCACCGUCCCUGCUAGAGUCUGCCUCUAAUCCUACUAGCUUCAGCCUGCAGAAGGGUUGUGGGAGCUGGGGCUUUGAUGGAUAAAUAGGUGUUCACCAGAUCUGGGCAGAGGGGUCAUCCGCUCCCCAGGUGGGCACUGAUGCAGGAAGGUGCAGUUCUCACCCGGCACUGCCAAGGCAGCCUCCAGAAAUGCUCGGCGUCCCGGGGCAUCCUCUAUUCCGCCAGUCCCGCAGGACUACGUUCGGCUACUUCCGGAAACACUCGGCGUCCCCUCUCCUUGGGCUCCGCCUCGGCCUCGCCUUGUCCCGUCUAUCCUGGACAAGAUGCCGUGUGUUUGAGGCCCGGCAGAGCGAGCCCUUGACCGUGAUGUGUCUGAAGCACCUGCUAGGGGUUCCCUCCCUGUGUCAGAGCCUCUCUGGGAUGAAGUUCAAGCCGGAAAACCCAGUCGAGGCUCAAGUUUGAAUUUCAGCUUCACUGUGUGGCUCUGGGAAAAUGGCUUUCCCACUCUGUGCCUCAGUUUCCUUGUGUUUACAAGACUAAUCCCAUUGACUGUUUAUUACGCACCUACUGUGUACCAAACGCUUUUACUCGUGGCUUCUCCCUCAGCCAGCCUUGAGAAGGCUGGAGGUGGCGUCAUCACCUCCGUUUUACAGACAAAACAGCUGAGACCCCAGCGAGGGGCAGAGACCUGGUCCCUCGAUCACCCGGCAGGAGUCGUGGCAAAGCAGACCAUAUCAGCCAGACCCCGUUGUGGGCACUGUCAUCAAGGGAGCUUGAAUGGAGGGUCUGGUGACAGAUGCAGCCGACUCCAGCCCCAAUCAUCCCCCAUGAUGCAGUGUGACCCACUGGGCACUCUGGUGAGGGAGUUUUCCAGACACCCAACAGCCCACUCUGCGUCCCUUUCUGAGUCCCCUGCGCAGCACUCCUUAGUGUUGGAGGGUAGACCAAGGCUGUGCAUGAUUCGCCCCCUCUUUCCAUCCUGGAGCUGGCAGUGAAUAAAAGCCCGUAUUUACAAAGAUGA